AUGGCCGUAAAGGAUUUCAAAGUUCCGAUUCUCAAGACGCUAGAUUCUGCACCGGAGGGUGGUUGCUAUCUCAAUGAGGCGGACGGUUACGAAGAAGACUUCCAGGACAGCUUCUGGGGCUCCAACUAUGCACGCCUCUACAGACUGAAUCAGAAGUGGGACCCUGAGAACCUAUUUAUUGUCCGAACUGGCGUUGGUAGUGAGGAUUGGGAUGCCGAAGGAUUAUGUCCUAAAUAG
Penicillium odoratum is the source of this 237-nucleotide messenger RNA. RefSeq lists its product as uncharacterized. Lineage: Eukaryota; Fungi; Ascomycota; Eurotiomycetes; Eurotiales; Aspergillaceae. The record is from RefSeq and is a predicted model, not a curated record. Gene Ontology annotation, molecular function: flavin adenine dinucleotide binding; oxidoreductase activity. Bases 1 to 237 code for a protein of 78 amino acids. The transcript is spliced from 2 exons.